AAGCCCAGUUUUUAAUGAGGCAGUCAGUCACUAAGUCGGGUUACGAUAUACAUAAAAAAUGAACACUUUUGCAGUUUUCCUUAUGACGGUGGUUGCCGUGGCGACGGCCGCGCCAUCUGCGAUUUUGGUUGACGAGGAUCCCGUCCCAGUCGUGAAUGUAACGACUUGUGGUGGAUUUGUUAAUGGAUCUUCAGCCGCGAUCAAUUUCCAAUUGGGUGGAGUCAUUCCAGUUGGCCAAGUCUGCUUGUGGACCGUGCAAGCGACCUAUGGCUCACUUCGUUUCACCUUGAAGGAAUCCGGCCUUGGAAGCGGGGAUAGUUUGAAACUGACCAGAUUUAUCGGAGCCACUCCAGGAUAUCAAUACAAUGUUACUGAAGUAGGAGCUAACUACACCUACACCGCGGGAACAGUUCUCGUGAGCUUGGAAGCCGGAGCUGGCGCAAAUAGUGGUUUCAGCCUCGAGAUGUACUCAAGUGGCGACCUUGAUGCCGGUGGGGGUGGUUUCACCCAUUAUGCUACUUACCUGAAUUCAACCGGAGCUACAUCCUACCCGGGUAACGGACUUCCAUACAACAACGACGAGACAGCGGUUUUCAUCGUGAGCCCCUCUCAAGCAGGAAGUCGCACUCUGACCUUUACAGGGAUGGAUGUGGAAGGUAGUACAGGCUGCAUUUACGACUCGGUCGAAGUUUUUGCCUGGGAAAUGGGAGGUCUCUCGUCGAAAGCAAGGGUUUGCGGAACACAGCUACCACCACCAAUCGCGUUAGACAAAGGUCUAGGAGUUAUAAUCUUCAAGACGGAUUCUUCCGUGACUUCUGGAGGUUUCGCAUUCAACUGGAUGUAGAAAUAUACCAUUUGUAAUGUGUUAUAGUUGUUCACAUAUUAUACAUAUUUUUGUCUUUUGACAAGUCAAAAUAAAAUAAAUAUUUAAAACAAUA
Molecule: messenger RNA, 938 nt
Organism: Folsomia candida
Lineage: Eukaryota; Metazoa; Arthropoda; Collembola; Entomobryomorpha; Isotomidae
Product: cubilin
Exons: 5
Coding region: 59-844 (261 amino acids)
Source: RefSeq, a predicted model, not a curated record